CGGGCGGGGCUAGUGGCUUGAGUGGCAGGCGGUGUUGGUGACGCCAUAAUAUUGCGCUAGUGUUGUUGUUGCGGUGGGAGCUGCAGAGAGAGAGAGAGAGAGACAGAGACAGAGAGAGACAGAGAGAGAGAGAGAGAGAGAGAGACAGAGAGAGACAGAGAGAGAGAGAGAGACAGACAGACAGAGAGAGAGAGACAGAGAGAGAGGCAGAGUGAGACAGAGAGAGAGAGACAGACAGAGAGAGAGAGACAGACUGACAGAGAGAGACAGACUGACAGAGAGAGAGAGACAGAGAGAGAGGCAGAGUGAGACAGAGAGAGAGAGACAGACAGAGAGAGAGAGACAGAGAGAGAGGGGCAAACAUGGCGCAGUACAAGGGGGCUGCCAGUGAGGCCGGGAGGGCCAUGCAGCUUAUGAAGAAACGGGAGAAGCAGCGGGAGCAGCUGGAGCAAAUGAAGCAGAAAAUAGCGGAGGAGAAUGUGGUUAAGGCAAAUAUAAAUAAGAAAUUCUCUGCACAUUAUGAUGCGGUGGAGGCGGAGCUUAAAUCGAGCACUGUGGGAUUGGUUACCCUUAAUGACAUGAAAGCCAAACAAGAGGCUCUGGUGAAAGAGAGAGAGAAGCAACUUGCCAAGAAGGAGCAAUUCAAGGACCUCCAGUUAAAGCUGGAGAAGCAGAGGGAGAGGGAGAGAAAGAAAGAGCAGAAGCGCAAAAUAGCCAGCUUGUCCUUCAACUUAGAGGAAGAUGAGGAAUGUGAAGAUGAGGAGGCUGACGAUGACUAUGAUGAUGAGGAUGAUGAUGAUGAGGAUGAUGAUGACGAUGCAGAGAAGGAAGAACUGCCCAAGAAGAAGAAAAAGCUCGGCAAAAAUCCUGAUGUGGAUACAAGUUUCCUGCCAGACAGAGACCGCGAGGAAGAGGAGAACCGACUGCGAGAAGAACUGAGACAGGAGUGGGAGCGCAAGCAGGAGAAGAUAAAAAGUGAAGAAAUUGAAAUCACUUUUAGCUACUGGGAUGGCUCGGGGCACCGAAGGACCGUAAAGAUGAAGAAAGGGAACAGUAUCCAGCAAUUCCUGCAGAAAGCACUGGAGAUCCUACGGAAAGACUUUAGUGAGCUCCGGUCUGCAGGCGUGGAACAGCUCAUGUACAUUAAGGAAGAUCUCAUCAUUCCGCACCAUCACAGUUUUUAUGACUUCAUUGUGACAAAGGCGAGAGGCAAAAGUGGUCCCCUCUUUAACUUUGAUGUCCACGAGGAUGUGCGACUGCUGAGCGACGCCACCGUAGAGAAGGAUGAGUCCCACGCUGGGAAGGUGGUCCUGCGGAGCUGGUAUGAGAAGAACAAGCACAUAUUCCCGGCCAGCCGGUGGGAACCGUACGACCCCGAAAAGAAAUGGGAUAAAUAUACGAUCCGGUGAGACUCCUGGAAGGAAUAGACUGGAGCUGCCCCAUUUGUCCUGCACCCACAGUGUUCCUGCUGCUGCCUGAACUGGACUCUAUAUUCCUUGUUGUGUCAUGGGAAUCCUGUGUGUAAAGCCUUUAUACAUUAUACUGUUGUGUAUUCCA
Messenger RNA from Xenopus tropicalis (tropical clawed frog), 1557 nucleotides. It is a transcript of the gene fam50a, whose product is annotated as family with sequence similarity 50 member A. NCBI's taxonomy places the organism in Eukaryota, Metazoa, Chordata, Amphibia, Anura, Pipidae. The record is from RefSeq and is marked provisional.